AUGCCUCAAUACCAGUCACGAGACGUCGGCGACCCGACCCAGAUCAAGAAGAACAAACAGUCCAUGGCCGAUCUCAAGCUACGGCGGCUGACGGAACUGAACAACCGCCUGCGCGAAGACCUCGAACGCGAACGAAUCCCGGUCAGCACGGCAGCCAAAAGCAUCAUCGCCUACUGCAACGGUACGAGGGAUUACAUGGUCCCCUCUGUCUGGGGCUCCGUACCAAAGGGCGAGGACCCUUACGCGCCCCAACAAUCGGGCGGAUGCUGCGUCGUCAUGUAA
Messenger RNA from Drechmeria coniospora, 282 nucleotides. Its product is annotated as G protein gamma subunit. NCBI's taxonomy places the organism in Eukaryota, Fungi, Ascomycota, Sordariomycetes, Hypocreales, Ophiocordycipitaceae. Bases 1 to 282 code for a protein of 93 amino acids. Gene Ontology annotation, molecular function: G-protein beta-subunit binding. The transcript has 2 exons. Gene Ontology annotation, cellular component: heterotrimeric G-protein complex. Gene Ontology annotation, biological process: G protein-coupled receptor signaling pathway. The record is from RefSeq and is a predicted model, not a curated record.